Messenger RNA from Gryllus bimaculatus (two-spotted cricket), 1091 nucleotides. Lineage: Eukaryota; Metazoa; Arthropoda; Insecta; Orthoptera; Gryllidae. The record is from the annotation of a GenBank genome assembly.
CAAUGAGAAUGAUCAGAGCGAACAGCAAUUGGUUCAGACGGAUCUCUUGAGUCCCAGAAUUUACUACAGCCAUCAUCACCACAUGUGGCCAAGUAAUAUUGUUUAUUAGGAUUAAAAUCUACAUCCCUGUUAACAAGAGUAAAUGUCAACACCUUUUAACAAAUAAGCAUCAUAAGGUAUUUGUAUCCAAUGAGAAAGAAUUUAUCCAUAAACUACAAUAUUUCUCUAAUUUCACUUUUAACACAAAAAAAAAUUAGGAAUAUUAACAUAUUAAACAGAUUCCAAUGAAUGUCAAAAAUUUGACCAUUUAUGAUGACUUUAAUGAAUCUCUUGAACAAGGUAGUGCUUAAAACUAUAAAAAAAUUAAGACCAAAUACUAUUUAAUUACUAUAUUCAUUAAAUUUCAACCUUUACUCAUAAAUAUAUCCACCUGUACAUGCAACAUUCUCCCAAAUGUCCUAUGCUACUUGCAAUACUAAUAAAUACUUUGAAAUGUAACUUGUGAUUCAAAAGUACAUUCUGGCAAAGACCUGACCUCACGAGUUGGCAAUGAGCACUCUCAAUGCUCCAGGCUGGUGUCUGUGGAGAUCGCAGAUCCCAACUGCGAACGUGGCUAUCAUGGGCAGUAGCAAACUGGGAAUAAUUGUGGUGAGGAUUCCAUUUCCCUGUAGUGAAACGUGGAUGUCCUUUGCCCUCAAGAGACACAGUGGUAGUUACCUAAGUAACCAAGAAGACAUGAAGAAAAACAGAUUUUUAUUUAUUUUUGUAACUUUACUUUUUACAUACAUACAUUCCCCAAAUUUACAAAUUCAUGAAAAUUUUGGGAAAAGAAAAGGUAUAUGAAACUGUGCUGAUACUGCAGAUAUUAAAUUAAGAAAAAUAUUUAUAGCUUCAAUAAUGCUGUAGGAGAGAAGUUGAAUUGUAGCAAUUUUUACACAUGUAUACAUUUAAAUGAAAAUAAAACUAACAAUCUUGUAUUUGGGCCAAAAUUUUAAGCAAAAAAUUGGAACAAUAUUUUUAGAAAGCUUUGGAAACGUAUGAAUUCAUAUACAAUACAAAAUUCAUGCUUAAAAAUUGAUAUUUCCCAAUUG